UAGCAAUAUUGACUUCAAAUUCAUAUAGAAAUCACCAAGAAACAGAGAUGAGUAACAGAAAGAUUGGUGUAGCAAUGGAUUUCUCCGCAGGAAGCAAAAACGCACUCAAUUGGGCUCUCGAAAACAUCCUAAGAAAAGACGACACACUCUUCAUAAUUCAUAUCCACCAAUCCGAGGCCAACGAGUCCCGCAAUCAACUCUGGUCCUCCACUGGUUCACCUUUGAUACCUUUGGAUGAAAUAAGAGACAGUCAGAUUAUGCACAAUUAUGGUCUCAACUUUGAUCAUGAGGUUCUUGAAGUGCUUGAGAAGAGUAGCAAGCAAACAGAUAUUAAAGUGAUUUUGAAGAUCUAUUGGGGAGAUGCAAGAGAGAAGCUUUGUGAUGCAGUAACCGAGUUUGAUCUCAAUUGUUUGGUCAUGGGAAGCCGAGGCCUAGGCCAAAUUCAGCGAAUACUUCUAGGAAGCGUGACAAACCAUGUUACAACAAACGCAAACUGCCCGGUUCUCAUAGUGAAGGAACCGAUCAAAUAGACUUGUUUGAAGAUGAAAAACGGGUGUUAUGCUAUGCUUGUUUCAGUUAUGAAUAUUUGAAUUUGCUCAUGAAUAAGAUGCUUGUCUAUAAGUGUG
Molecule: messenger RNA, 626 nt
Organism: Impatiens glandulifera
Lineage: Eukaryota; Viridiplantae; Streptophyta; Magnoliopsida; Ericales; Balsaminaceae
Product: universal stress protein PHOS32-like
Exons: 4
Coding region: 48-530 (160 amino acids)
Source: RefSeq, a predicted model, not a curated record